Triplophysa dalaica is the source of this 3914-nucleotide messenger RNA. RefSeq lists its product as uncharacterized. The coding region runs from base 730 to 2811 and encodes 693 amino acids. The transcript is spliced from 12 exons. Lineage: Eukaryota; Metazoa; Chordata; Actinopteri; Cypriniformes; Nemacheilidae. The record is from RefSeq and is a predicted model, not a curated record.
AUAGACAGCAUUUCCGACUCGCGUGCGCAGUAGAGCAGACACAGAAGGUUAUAUAUUUCGCAUUUUGUCCAGAAAUGCUGUCUAUGUGAUGUGAUGCGACGGUUGAACAACACACCGGACCGUUCCUUACCUUCAAGCAGACACAACUUGAUGUGAUUGUGGCCAGUUGUCUGCAGAAACCUGUGAUGGACGAGAUGCUUCUUCUCACUUUCACCAUGUUGACUUCUUCCCUCAGAGUCAAGUUCUGUUUCAGCAUCAAAUAUGCCACAAGUAAUGUUGGUGAUCGGCUCACUCCCACACGACAGUGAACCAGGAUUUUUCCUGUUGGUAGAAGAAAUAACAAUAUUUACUUUAAAUGAUGCAGAACUAAAAGUUCAGAGAUUUAAUGAGCUAAGAUAAGUUCUGGAGAUCAACCUUCCCGUGGAGUCCAUGUUCAUGAUAUAAGAAAUCAACCUUAACCUGAGCUUUUGUUACAUAAGAGAAAAUCGUGUUCAAGCAAACAUCCUGUAAGUGUCAGAACGCCCUUACUGAAACUACAACUUAUAUUCACACCAGGCCCAGCAAACGGAAGGUCCUGGAAUGCACCUACAUAUGACGUCAUUGAUAGGUUGAACACCGACUCCACAGAAAAAUAUCAACGACUAUUCCUCUAGCCCCGCCCACUGGUUCGCGCAUGACCGUAGUGAAGUAACACAUGUGGAGAUAGAGCCGAGCAAAAAAGUUAUAAACAUGCCGUUAAAGAUCUCUAAAUAUUGCGCAGUGCCUGGUUGUGGAAGAACACAGUCGCUGCAUAACCUUCCCUCGAUUUCCGACAUUCGGAAUGCUUGGUUAAAGUUUAUUUUUAAAGACGGUCCAGCUCACGUGGGUAAAACAUUGAGCGUUUGUUCGCUUCAUUUCACCGACGAUUGCUUCGUGAACAAGGCACAGGUCGACGCUGGAUUUGGGGAGAGACUAAGAUUAAAAAGCAGUUCUGUGCCGUCAAUAUUGGAUCCGACAAGAGUGGCGCAGCACUCUUAUAAGGCUCCAACUAAGCAGGAUGCAGCUUGUCAAACAGACACACAGAAGUGUAUAUCGAAGGGCACACAGCUGUCCUUUGGAACCUUGGGACCUAAAUUCAGAAGCAAAGGAACACAGACAGAAGUGUCAUGUAUAAGUGUAUGUGUUUCAUCCACUACGACUGGUGAAAGUUUCACACCUUCUGCUUCGCUACCUUGGAGUUCAACACCUCUGAAUGAUUCAAGGCCACCAAAAAGAGCUCGUCUAGAACUGGGGACGGAGGAAAGUGCUUCCUUUGAGGUCCUUGAUCAGCAGGACACGACAUAUGAGCCGGCGGAGUGUGACAUCACUGUCACAGAGUCAUCACAACAUCAAUAUAUGUCGACACAGGAGGAGACAAAAUACAUUGUAUUUGAAAACUGCCUCCUGCAACUGUUUGAUACCUGUCCAGUGUGCUCGAGACGCUGCGAUGUCCGUGCUCGAAGAAAUGGGACUUUUGUUGCAGUAGAUCAACUGUGCCCACAUUGUCAAUACUUCCGACAAUGGAAAAGCCAACCGGUUGUUGGGAGCACACCUUUGGGCAACCUUCAGUUAUCUGCUGCCGUAUACUUUACUGGUGGAUCGUUCUUCCAAUUGGAAAAGAUAUUCAACACAAUGCAUGUCAAGAGCAUUACUCGCAGAACUUUCAGAAAGCAUGCCAGCAUGUAUCUGGAACCGGCAAUUAUUUACACGUGGAAGAAGGAACAAGAAGAACUGUUGCAGCAGCUAAGCCUGGGGGACAAAGUCAUUGUGGGUGGUGAUAUGAGAGCGGACUCACCAGGCCAUUCGGCAAAGUAUGGUACCUACACCGUUAUGGACCUCAAGAGCAACAUUAUCUUGGACAUACAGCUUGUGCGGAGAAAUGAGGUUGCUGGCAACUGCCAUAUGGAAAAGGAGGGACUGAAAAGAAGUCUUGAAUUUCUGGAGGCACAUGGUGUGAGGCUUGAAUGUAUCGUUACAGAUCGUCACCCGCAAAUUAAACAUUUUUUGAGGGACUGUAAAAUAACACAGUUCUAUGACGUUUGGCAUCUGGAAAAAGGCCUGUCAAAGAAGUUGGAACAAAUUGGCAGAGAUAAGGACUGUCAAGUGGUGAAAAAGUGGCAGCAGAGCAUAAAGAAUCAUGUUUAUUGGACCGCAGCUUCUUCCAGAACAGCAGAGGAGAGAGUAGCGAAAUGGACAUCCAUGGUUAACCACAUUCAAGACAUUCACGCACAUGACGACCCAGCCUACCCACAGUGUGCACAUGAAAUCCGUGCAACGAAGGACCGGAGCAAAUGGUUCCAACAAGGAACUAAAGCACUGUACACUGUCCAAAAGCUUCUUACAAACAAGAGAAUGUUGAAAGACGUCGAGAAACUCAGCCCUCACUAUCAAACUUCAUCUUUGGAAGAGUUUCACAGUGUAAUUUUACGCUUUGCUCCAAAAAACGUCAUUUAUUCUCACCUUGGAAUGUUAUGCAGACUGUACUUGGCAGGUAUGCAUUUCAACGAGAACUCCAGCUGUCCUCAGGCUAAAACGAAAACUGGUCAACCAUUAUAUAGGCUGUUGUUUCCCAAAGCCAAAAAGGGCGAAUACUCUACACGGCCAUUAAAGUCACAGGCAACAUAUUGUUAUGUCAACAAUCUGAUGACAUUCCUUUUUGAAAAGGUGAUGCCAGACCCUCUACCCUACAUGGAGGAGAUUCACAAAAUCAAAAUCCCUGAAACACUCUCAGCUCAGUAUGACGGACCCUAUAUGGAAGAAGCCAUCACAAGUGGCGGUCUAAAUCCAACAUAACUGCCUGAAGCAUCAUGACACUCUUGCCGUGUACGCAGGACAACACAAGACGGGAUAACAACCCUGUUCCUCCUGCCAAGAUAGCACCAGCGCACAAAAGUCCUGUAUGCCAAGUGCCUGAAAGGCCUAAUCUGAAAGACAUUGACAAAGUCCGAGACAUUUCUUUGUUUUGUUCUUUUAUUGUAAAUUUAUGAAAAAACGUGUAAUAUUUACUAUGUUAAUAUGUACUAAAAACAUUACAGCAGUUUUUUCUUCAAAACACAGUUUUUUCCAUUGAAAGAUACUAUAGUGUGUUUACAUAAAUUUAAUUGUAAUGACCUGACUGCUUUACAAUGUUGUAAUGAUUGAGUGUUCAAUACUAUAACUUAGACUUCUGUGACAUGAUAUGAAUAUUACUGUUCUGCUCAUCUGAGUGUCAAGGAGCCAUAAUCAGCUCUGUAAACAUUAAGUGCAUUCUGUAGUGAAUGCACAUUUAGGCAAACUGGUUUAAAGCCUAGGUGAUGGGUCAUGCAGGUAACUGUGUCUGGUAUCUGGUAAUUCUAACAACCUAAAAAAACAAGAACAGUAAUUACUUUUAUUAUAUACACACAAAAAAGCAUUAUGUGCGUCAGGCUUACCUAAGGAAUCUCCAAACAGCUUAUAUUUUAUUUUUCUUUUGGCAUAACAGCACAGUUUUUACAGAUACACCUGCAGAUUAUUGACGGCAAGUGAUUUAUCAUUUUAAUUGCAAAAUGGCAGUGUGUAACUGGCAACGUACACAUUUCACUUUACUUAAAAUGCUGAACCAAUAAUACUGGGUUGAAACCCGGGUUAAAAUUACUUAUUGAUUUUGAUGUUUUGAAUGUAAAAUCCACGCGAACGUCAUAAGUAGACCACAGACAACAGUAUAAAAUAAUACAAGGGCCAGUUCAUGACACCUUUAAAUCCUUCUCUAUCACCUUCUUCUUUAUCUUGUUCAGGUGAUUCUAGUCUGAAUGACACUUUGCAGUAUUACAGAUGUCUAUGAAUGAAAACUGCUUGCCUCCUCCCGUCAGUGCUGAAUGAAUAAACUCUGCUGCAGUGUUAAAGUGGAGUGUUAAAGUCAAACCCGGACGUAUCAUUUG